AGGUUAUAAAAAAAUUUUCGUGCUCAACUCAAUUUCAUGCUCAAAUUCGUGCUCAUGCUCAAAAUCGCGCUCAGCUGAGUAUCGUACUCAAGCAGAGGUUAUAAAACGUUUUGAGCACGUACUCAGCUGAGUACAACUCACACUCGGCUUGAGUAUGCUCAAGGUACUCUUUGUUUAUCACACAAGCGGCAAUUUGGAACUCUUCUGUCAAGAAAGGUAAGAAAAACGACCCGGAUGUUGUCGUCUGCUAUAUUUACAAUGGCAACGGAGGGCGUGCCCGAGUUGAAGAAACGUGGGAAAGGAUGGUCGGAGGCGGAGGAGGUUUGCCUCAUACAAGAAGUGCUCCAGCGAGAGAAAACUCUCUUUGGAGACAUGAAAGGGUGUGGAGUAAAGUCCAUCCAUCGACAGCGUACCGAUGGAUGGCAAGAAAUCACAGACACCCUAAACGCUAGACACAUCAAUGCCAAACGAGAGACACUGGAGGUGAAGAAGAAGUAUUUUAAUCUGAAGCAAAGAGCUAAAGCAAAGAUCGAUGGCCUCAAAAGGUCAAUGGCCGUUACUGGAGGAGGGCCUCCACCACCAGCACUAACAAGUGCAGAUGAGGUGCUUUCCCAGUCAUUGGAAGGGAGGCCAGGCAUUCAUGGCCUAGACCAUGGCAUUGACACUGAUGAUGCUUAUGCCUGUGCAGAUGAAACUGACACUGCAGCAGAAGGCCCAGUAGGUGAAGAACCACAAGGUGAAAGGGCAGUGCCUCAACAGGAAAACGAUUCAGAUGUGAUAAAAAAAAGCCGGAAGCAGAGAAGAAAUCAAGCUGAGGCAACAUAUCACAACACAAUAGAGGACACUAAAAGGAUUAAACUUGAACAAAAGAAGCUGCAAAUGGAAAUUGAAAUGUUAGCAAAAAAUCAAAAGAAAUUAGAUUCCGAAAUUCAGUUGCUCCAUGUCAGAUCAAUAUACUAUCAACUUAAGAUGAAUGCCGAAUUUGGAGUGUCAUUGGAAAACUGGAAAACUGAAGAAUAAAUGACAUCAAAUUUUACUCAAGAUUUUGUCUUACAUUUUUAAGCAGAAAUGUUUGAAAUAGGAAAGUAAGAACUAUUUCAUCAAGAAGAUGUAAAUUGUAGUAUUUCAUCAGC
This is a messenger RNA of Haliotis rubra (blacklip abalone), 1133 nucleotides long. RefSeq names its product myb/SANT-like DNA-binding domain-containing protein 4. The record is from RefSeq and is a predicted model, not a curated record. The coding region runs from base 235 to 1020 and encodes 261 amino acids. Gene Ontology annotation, cellular component: nucleus. The transcript is spliced from 6 exons. NCBI's taxonomy places the organism in Eukaryota, Metazoa, Mollusca, Gastropoda, Lepetellida, Haliotidae.